This is a messenger RNA of Pocillopora meandrina, 6218 nucleotides long. The record is from the annotation of a GenBank genome assembly. NCBI's taxonomy places the organism in Eukaryota, Metazoa, Cnidaria, Anthozoa, Scleractinia, Pocilloporidae.
AUGGCAAGCACCGAUGGCGACAUAGUCCCUCUGGAGGUUAGUUUCAUCACCACUAUCAUCAUCAACACCAUCACUUGUCCCUUCGUAGUUCUGCUCAACGUACAGGUGAUAAUCGCAGUGAAAACAAGACCUCGACUCCAAACCAACAGCAACAUCUUGCUGGCCUGUUUAGCGGUGACUGACGCAUUAACUGGUCUCUUGGGCCAACCGUCAUAUAUCCUGUGGACAAUAUUCCAAUUAUCAGGUCUCAGUAGCAGCAAAACAGUUGGAAGGUUUCAUUUCAAUGUUGCACUUACAUUUGCAGUGGCUUCAUGCCUUCAUCUGAUUUUGGUUACUUUCGAGAGGCUUAUUGCGAUCAAAUUUACAGUGCACUACCCAAACAUUGUCACUGGUAAUAACAUGAUGAUAGCAGUGAUAGUUGUUUGGAUCAUUGCUUUCAUAUGUAAUAUUUGUCAGGCGUUAAAGCUUUAUCUAGCAUUGUAUUAUAUGGUAGGCCUUAUCGGUAUUUCGUGUAUCCUUUUCGUUGCCUUCACAUACAUGAUUUUGUAUCAUGAAACACGUCGUCACCAAAGGAAGAUAAAAGCACAACAAGUGCCUCAAGAAGAGGUGGAAAGAUUUACCAAAGAGAACAAGGCUCUUCAGACAACUGUGCUUGUUGUUGGUGGUGUUAUCAUCUGCCUUCUUCCAGUUUGUUUUUGUCUCAUCGUUGUAGCUACAGGCCUUUAUAGCUUUUGCCCUAUCAACGGAUCAAUGUGGCAAACUUGUAGCAUGUUAAACUCGCUUGUUAAUCCACUGAUCUACUGCUGGAGACAAAAAGCAAUAAGGAAGCUCGUGUUUACACACUGUAGAAGAAGAACCCAGGUCGUGCAGCCAGCCACCCAAUGAAGAGGGGGAAUAUCACAGAGGGAAUGAAAAAAGAAACUGCUUAGUUUUUGUUUUAUUUGAGAACUACAUUUUUGAUUAGGAGAGUCGAUACUUUUACCACACGCAUAAUGUGAUUCUCGAAAGCAUUAUCUGAACUAACGGAAAAAAAUUUGAAAAGAAGGGUGUUUCUUUAUAUUCAGGCUCAGCUUUUUUUCGAAGACAAAGCUACCUUUAAUGAUUCCAGUUCUUCGUUGCUCUAAGUAAGCAAUGAUUGAGUUUGUUUCAGAUAAUUGAGUUGAAAUGUUUAGUUCCUUUUUAGGGGGUUAACUUGGAAAUUAGACCUUAAUUUUGUGGACGAAGUAAUUCGCAUUUUGUUUACCUGAAACUUGAGGCAACUAUGUUUAGUAAUACAUGUACAUAUGAUUAUAAAAGUGAUUACUUUACUUUAUUAGCUCUUGACGCUUCAUUCGUCUCUGUGACUUUGCACCUCAGGUCACUCAUGUGAAAUAACAUGGCUCGCACGGGCUUUUCACGGUUUACCUUUCACACGGAAAGAAUGGUGUUGACAUUUACCAAGAAUGACACGUGGAGAAAUGCCGGUUUUUUAUUUUUUCCGGUUUACAGGUUUCUUAACACCCUUCUCAUCCUGUUAUCUGGUGUGUUUGGUGUGUUUGAGGACCCCUUUUAACGUUCGAGGACGAUUUGUUAUUUUUUGGUGUUGCUUGUACAUUCAAAGUCACAAUUCAGGUAUUUUACAGCCCCUGUUUAUUUUUCGGUGCAGUCAUUUGUAAUGAAUUAAAUGGCAACCAAACUUUUGCUUGAUGUUGAAGAAAAGCAAAAACUAAACUUGCACAAAGCUUUUGUUAUGGCAACCGGCUUCUAUGCAUAUAUUAAGCAAAUGUGAAUUGGUUUGAAAGCAACAUUUAACUCUUAAGAGCCUUCAGUUUAACAUGAAAACCCUUGAUUUCUUUUUCCCAUCAUCGUGGAAAUCAAAAAAUUAUACCGUGUAUUUUUAAAAUGCAUUUGAACCCAACCAAAGUCAAAUGUAAUCGAAAUAGUUACAACACCAAAGGGGCUGACUCCUCGUUUCUGCCGCACUGAUUCAUAUCAUACAUAGCCGCGAAUCAAUCAGACAUUUUUCCUUAGCAAUUUUUGAGGAUGAUAUCAGCAAUAUUUCAAUUAUUAUCACUGUUAUCAACAUUAGGGGAAAGUUAUCUCAACGGCUAGCCGGUUCAUUAGUGCGAAUGCUUAACAAUCUACUUUUCUAUUUACUAAUGACACUUAUUAUGAAGACGACAGCAGCCCUUAAAAAUGUCAUUAAGUUCUCCUUUAAGAUCUUAUCUAGAUCACUUGUUCAUUUGUUCCCUCAAAAUAUCAAACGCUUUUUUAGAAAAUUAUCAGCGAAAUCAGUGAUUGAGAGUGGAAACAUAUAUCAAAAUAAGACAAGGGAAAUAGAGAAUAAUGUUUGGGCGCGCGUAGAAUUUCUUUUCGAGUGAUCAACUUGAUAGCUUACGAGUGAGAUGCCGAGUUGAACACGAGAAGAGAAAUUCUUUAUCUACAAGCAACCAUUUAUCAUUUUGUAUAUUAUAUAAACGCAAUAGCCCUUCACUGACAAGAAAAGCCGACUUUAUUGACGAAUGAAAGUAAAACGAUCGACAUUCCUCGAAUUAAAAUCGUAAAGUGCGUCGACGCUAAGGCUCAAGAUAAAACAAUGCGUUGAAUGGCCACAAAAACGACAAUAGGCGUAAUUUUCAAUGUAAAAAUUUCCCAGAGAUCGACUUUGUCCUUACUGAAAGAAGAAAUCUUUCUCAGACUGAAAUCCUUGUAUAACACCUUAGUUUAUAAGAUGAGUCUCUUUAUCGCUCUCUAACCUCUCUAAGCCAGUAAAUAACAAUAAAAUUCUAGAAAUUUCCCCCUGUGUAAUUCCAACAACAACGACAACAACAACAACACGAAGUGAAGCAAAAGAAAAAUUGUCGUACAUUGCAUACCCAGAACUGCAAAGAGAAAGCUAAAUGAAUUUUUACUCUUGAAGUGGAUAUUUGAUUCUCUUCGAUUAAGUUGUAAGAGAAUCAGAUCACUAAGUCAAUCUUUCCUGACCAAAAGUACGUUUUCCAAAGUGCCUAUUUACUAAGAAAUUUCGUUUACUAAUUGGAAGGACAUCCGUAAGAAAUGUGUAUAUAAAUAAUCAUCAAGGCUUCCCGUCUUUCGCCUUAUUUCUCUCUUUCCCUGGAUGGCUGGAUGCACGACCUGGUUCCUUAUUUUAAAUUCAAACUUCCUCAUUUCUUUAUGUCUCCAACAGCACAUCAGUAAAUUAAAAAGCGAGUUUAACAUUGUCUGGAUCAAUACUUCGUCGAUGAUACAGAUGAAAGGAAAAUGAGCAGGCAGAAACCAAGGGGAAGAAGGCAGACUACAAGAGCACCAAUCACAAAAACAGUUUUCUUAAGCGUUUUUUUCUCUUGGGGGCGACGUGUUUUAUGAUACAAUAUCACACAAAGAAAGGCAACGAAAACGAUAUCAGAAAUAGUGUUUACGAAUUCAUGUAUAAUAUCUGUAUCUGUUUUAUUAGGGAGGCUAUUCAACUUAUUAAAUAAGACAAAUUUAAACUCGAAUUACUUACUAUGGAAAAUCGAAUGAUUACUUACAGAAAAACAGAAAUUUUUUAAAGUAUUUUUUUUGUUACUUACGAAUUACUUACAAUGGAAAAUUGGAUAAUUACUUACAGGAAAACAGAAAUUUCUUAAAGAAUUUUUUUGUCAGUUAAAAUGCAAAUAAUACAUUUUUUGAAAAAAAUACUGCGCGGUAUAACGGCAUUAAAAUCGGAUUUUAAGUUUUCAAUGAUAUUUAACCACAUUUUACACUUUUACAAAAUAUCACAUUAUCAUUGUACUGAAGAUGUUGAUCGUUCAGUGUUGACUGUAUAAACUGAAGUAUGCCGGUACAAUGAGUGAGAGAUAGCUGCGUAGCUCAGAUACCAGAUGCACGAUCUACUAAUAUAAAAAUGUUCUUUACCUUCCCUACUUUUCCCCAACGACCAAAUCAACAAGAAGAAGCGGAAUCCAACCCCCGCCCACGCCCUCGGGGGGGUGCGGUACCCACCCAAGAACGUUCCUGAAAAAGUUCUCCGAACACUAACUGAAUUAAAUUUACAUAUAAGCUUACGAAUAAGAUAGAUCAAAGACAAAAAUUAGAUAGUUCGAUGGUUACAAUAUGAAAUCGCCAAUUACUGUAUGGUGUGAGCCUUAAAUUUGUCCAAUGCUAAACAUGUAACUCAAUAACGGAACAAAAGCAGUCAGUUCUUCAGAAUAUAUCUCACCGUUAACCUCGCUCUCUCCUUCCCCGGACAACAGCUACUUUACCUCCAAGUCAAAGUUGAUGUUGGGUUGUUAUGAAAUAAUUUUCAGUUUUCUCAUUCAGUAAUUUCACCAACCGGAACAGUUUCGCAUGAAAAUACCAAGCUCUGAUUAAGUGACCAAGCCGUUGAAAUAGAGGACAUCAUAAAGAUUGGGGCUAAAAAAUUACAAAGGGGAGUCUAACAGCUUCCGACAGCUUUCAGGACACUUGAUAUGAUCUCAACGCGCUCUCAGUUGUGAUCCGGUCAAACAAUGGGAAUGGCAAUGAGAGGCGUGUUCAGAAGCAAGUUACCUUUUUUUUAGCAUUCAAGGCAAACGAAUAGUGUUGAGAGGUGCUCUCAUGGACUCAUCUUAAAAAAAAUUAUUGCUAAAUUCAUCAACAUUCACUUUGGAUGUAACUUCAAAAUAACCACUCCUUUGAAUUAUAUAUAUUUUUGAGUUUAAUACCUACUGGACUAAACUAAUAUAAAACAUUGGAAAGGAAUUAGGUAAAACUCAAAUUCACACUAUAAAACCCCUUGGUUGAUGUUAGAGAAUUAGUAUAUAUUAGUCUUUUAAAGAGUGCUUUAGAGGUAGAUUUAAGUCAGAAGAGGAACAAAAAAAUUGAACGAGUUAUCUUAGAGAUGCGUGCAAAUCAUUUCAGUUGACAUUAAUUUCAGCUCAUUGUGCUUGCCUACAAUGGGACAUUUCCGUUCGCAAUCAGUACCAUUCUCUUCUAUAUUCGCCCAUUCUAACUCCUCUCGCUCCUUAUAUUUUGUGAUUUCCGGAAAUGUUAGCAGCCGUUUUCAUGUUACAAAUAGCAGUUAAGGUGAUUAAUGUGCGACAAAACUAAAAUAGAAAUACUAACAAAUUGCCAAAAAAAAAGAAAGACAAAAAAAAUGGGGGAGGCGAUCUAUGAGUUGAACUUUAUUAGCUUUCAAAUCACCAUAAUCAACAAAAUUUAUCACUGCAUUAUUCGAAAAAACUGGUUAUCAUUGCAAUUCAUGCGCGAGAAAAUCUUAAGUGGAAACACAUGAGUACCAGAGUAGAGCCAGUCAAUCAAAGCCUCUGAAACCUCUAAAAUCCAACAUAUUGAUCCAAACGGUACAGUUAAUCUUCAAAAGUCAUCCAACUCAACAGAUCAAGUUUAUCAGCAAUUUUUUCAAACUCUGAAAAAUGGCAACCACCGAUGGCGACACAGCUAAAGUCCCUCUGGAGGUUAGUUACAUCAUCGCUAUCAUCAUCAACACUAUCACUUGUCCCUUCGUAGUUCUGCUCAACGUGCAAGUGAUAAUGGCCGUGAAAACAAGACGUCGACUCCGAACCAACAGCAACAUCUUGCUGGCCUGUUUAGCGGUGACUAACGCAUUAACUGGUCUCUUGGGCCAACCGUCAUAUAUCCUGAUGAGAAUAUUUCAAUUAUCAGGUCUCAAUGGCAGCAAAACAGUUGGAAGGUUUCAUUUCAAUGUCGCAACUACAUUUGCAGUGGCUUCAUGCCUUCAUCUGAUUUUGGUUACUUUCGAGAGGCUUAUUGCGAUUAAAUUUACGACGCACUACCCAAACAUUGUCACUGGUAAUAACAUGACGAUGGCAGUGAUAGUUGUUUGGAUCAUUGCUUUCAUAUGUAAUUUUUGUCAUGCGUUAAGGCUGUAUCUAGUAUUAUAUUAUAUGGCAGGCCUUGUCGGUAUUUCGUGUAUCCUUUUCAUUGUCUUCACAUAUGUGAUUUUAUAUCGUGAAACACGUCGGCACCAAAGGAAGAUAAAAGCACAACAAGUACCUCAAGAUGAAGUGGAAAGAUUUACCAAAGAGAACAAGGCUCUUCAGACAACUGUGUUGGUUGUUGGUGGUGUUAUCAUCUGCCUUCUUCCAGUUUGUUUUUGUCUCAUCGUUGUAGUUACAGGCCUUUUUAGCUUUUGCCCUAUCAAUGGAUCAAUGUGGCAAACUUGUAAUAUGUUAAACUCGCUUGUUAAUCCACUGAUCUAUUGCUGGAGACAAAAAGCAAUUAGGAAGCUCGUGUUUACA